AUGCCACAAACCACAAUCACACACUCUGCGAGUAACGAAAACGACUAUAAAGUAGCAAAGGCAAAGACAAAGACAAAGGUCCUUUCAGAACAGCUGUCGAGUCUACCACAUGACAGAUCGUCGCAGGAGCCAUUCGAUGCUAUUCAAGCAACAGAUGAGGAAAAUAGACCACCAAGAUCAGUCGUGAAGGAAAGUAAGCUAAACACAACUAACACAACAACAACAAACACAACAAACACAACCACGCGUCAAUUCUUGGGCGAUGUAUCAAAUCAAUACCACAAUAGUGGUCUCAAGCCAAUACUGCAAACACAACUGCAAAUACAACUACUGAAAAAGAGGAAACCUCUCGCCAGAGACAUUCAACCAUUACAAAACAAAAUCAACAGAGUUAUACCAAUAGUUCCAGACACGGUUGAUACGUCACACAAGCCCCAGCUGGCGAACCUUCUUGUACCUUCGCGAUUACCGCAAAAGAGACAAGCAACGGAAUCUUCAACAAACUUGGUUGAAAAAUUGAAAAUAACAGAUCAUCAACCUCAUCAAGCCUCUGCGUCGUCAAACGCUAUUGCAUCAACCUCAACUUAUAAGAAAUCUCGUUUGAUUGAUUACGAGUGGCAGGAUCUUGAUGAAGAAGAUGACGACGAUCCGUUAAUGGCCAGCGAAUACGUCAACGACAUUUUUGCAUACUUUUACGAAUUGGAGCAGCGAAUGUUGCCAGACCCACAAUACCUUCACAAGCAGAAAAACUUGAAACCCAAAAUGAGGUCGAUAUUAGUUGAUUGGUUGGUGGAAAUGCAUUUGAAGUUUAAACUACUCCCCGAGUCCUUGUUUCUCGCUAUCAACAUAAUGGAUCGAUUCAUGUCGAUUGAGGCAGUUGAAAUCGACAAGUUGCAAUUAUUGGCCACUGGCUCAUUGUUCAUUGCAGCAAAGUACGAGGAAGUCUUUUCGCCGCUGGUGAAAAACUAUGCCUUUUUCACCGAUGGCUCAUAUCUGGUGGAGGAAAUUUUGCAAGCUGAAAAAUACAUCUUGACUGUGUUGAACUUUGAUUUAAAUUACCCAAAUCCAAUGAAUUUUCUUCGGAGAAUAUCCAAGGCAGACGACUACGACGUUCAAUCUAGGACGUUGGGGAAAUACCUUUUGGAAAUUACAAUUAUAGAUUACAAAUUUAUCGGAAUGAAACCGUCCUUGUGCUGUGCCCUGGCCAUGUACUUGUCGCGCUUGAUAUUGGGCAAGGUUCCUGUGUGGAACGGGAAUUUGAUCCAUUAUAGUGGAGGAUACCGCAUCAACGACAUGAGAGAAUGUGUCGAGCUAAUGUUUCAGUACAUCAUCUCCCCCAUCGAGCACGACGAGUUUUUCAAAAAGUAUGCCAUGAGAAAGUUCAUGAGAGCAAGUACAUUGUGCCGCAAAUGGGCAGAAAAGUUUCAGAUGGAAAAUAGAGAUUUGUUUGAUGAAAGUUUAUCCACUCAUCGAUUAACGAUUGACGUGGAUAACUAA
This is a messenger RNA of Lodderomyces theae, 1497 nucleotides long. It is a transcript of the gene CLB2, whose product is annotated as B-type cyclin. Gene Ontology annotation, cellular component: cytoplasm; centrosome; cyclin-dependent protein kinase holoenzyme complex. Gene Ontology annotation, biological process: regulation of cyclin-dependent protein serine/threonine kinase activity; G2/M transition of mitotic cell cycle. The transcript has a single exon. Gene Ontology annotation, molecular function: cyclin-dependent protein serine/threonine kinase regulator activity. The record is from RefSeq and is a predicted model, not a curated record. NCBI's taxonomy places the organism in Eukaryota, Fungi, Ascomycota, Pichiomycetes, Serinales, Debaryomycetaceae. The coding region runs from base 1 to 1497 and encodes 498 amino acids.